AUGUCCACAGAGGAGAUCUGUUUGGGACUUCGCCGUAUUAUUGCUCGCCAUUCGACACCGAAGCUGAUAUUAUCAGAUAAUGCGCCACAAUUCAAAGCUGUAAAGCAAGCAUUCGAUAUCAUCUUUACCCAUGAAUGGUCAUGGAAAUUCAUCCCAGCCCAUUCCCCAUGGAUGGGUGGUGUUUACGAAAGGAUGGUCGCAUUAAUGAAGAAUUCGUUGCUGAAAACGUUCCAUAACGUUGCAUUAUCCGAAUCGUUGCUACGUACAGCAUUAGCUGAAAUAGCUGCCACUUUGAACGAUCGUCCGCUAACCUACGUUGUUAAGAACGAUCUAGACGAGAUAAUAACGCCGAAUCACUUUUUGAAAUCAUAUUUCACCGUCAACGAUAUACCAGAGCAAGCUGAAGCAAACGCAACGCCAGCCGCAGCGCAUACGAUCAAGCUCUUUAAACAGAGCAAUGAAAUAACUAAUCGAUUUUGGGCUGUUUGGAGAACAGCUUACCUGCAACAUCUUCGAGAACGGGGAUUUUCACCGAAUGCAAAAUUCCCAAAAGCCACUACGAAACAGCCGCCAAGCGUAGGUGACGUUGUCAUUAUCGUAGACGCGUUACGUAAACGAAACAACUGGUCCCUAGCUAGAAUCGUCGAACUUGUAUACAGCCAAGAUAACGAAGUCCGAAGCGCCAAACUCCGUACAAAAAAUGGAGUAAUUAUUCGUCCGAUCAGUGAUCUCUGUCCUGUUGAAUUAGCUGCAGCGCAGAUUCCUGAUUCCGAACCGCAGCCAACAUCAGACGACGUAGAUAAUGACGAAGUGCCGCCGGAAGAGAAUAUUACUCCACCGGAAGCGGCCAUAAACGAAUUCGAUGAACCGAAGGAUGAUUGGGACGAUCCCAUCAUCACCGUAGAGGAAAUCUCCGACGACAACGACGACUAG
Molecule: messenger RNA, 933 nt
Organism: Planococcus citri (citrus mealybug)
Lineage: Eukaryota; Metazoa; Arthropoda; Insecta; Hemiptera; Pseudococcidae
Exons: 1
Coding region: 1-933 (310 amino acids)
Biological process (GO): DNA integration
Molecular function (GO): nucleic acid binding
Source: RefSeq, a predicted model, not a curated record